AACAUUAAAGGGACGGACAGAAGGUGUUAGGAUGAUCCACGGGGCCUUGACAGGGCCGGAGACCAGUGAUGAGGGGGGCAGGGGACAGAGGACAAGGGGUAAAAGGGUAAAGGGUGGUGCCUCAUCUCUGGCGCACCGCCCGCACUAGAAAUGGCGGGCCCGCAAGCCCGCCGCCCAAAAGCCUCCUGUCUGGAAAAUCGAGCCUCCCUGCACCAAAAAUCCUGCUACACAUACGUGACCGGGGCGGUAGCAUAGGUGUGCUGUUCCCAUCUACCUGGCUAUUGUGCUCAGGCUGGACCUGAAGUCUGCAUGCUACAAGGAACAGCUCUCCUGAGAUGUCCAUGCUAGGUGGAGGUCUGCUGCUGUUAGUGAUCAUCCUGCAAAGUUCACCCCAAGUCUCCCAGACACUGCCACAUCUCAACUUACCCGAGUCCCAUCUCCCGUACUUCUUCUCUUCCCAUCAUGCACUGGCACGCACUUGUGAGCAGGAUGAUGAAUGCCCAUAUAAGGACUACCUUGGUAAGAAGGUAUGCUGGGGGUAUGAGAAAAACUGCAAGAAGAAAAACAGAUUUCACAACCCUACCUGUACUAUAGCCAACACUGGAUGGGGCUCAGCCCGUACCGUUGAGGAGAAUGCAGACCUGUUCUGGAAGGAGGCUGACUUUGGGUACGUGUGGGAGCGACUACAGGAGAUGACUGUCAUGUGUAAACCUAAGGAGGAGGGUGACUCCUCCCUCAGCUGUGUGAAACACUCGCGAUACUGCAGGGCUACAAACAUCUACAUGGACUUCGCUAACCUGGAUUCAGAGAACAACAGCAACAGGUAUAGGGAGAAUCUGUUCAAAGCUGGCCAGGUCGGAGGGCAUUGCAAGCUGUACCCCAGCAGGCUGGCUGCAGAAGGAAAACACAAGAGUGCACUGCAGUCUUGGUAUGCAGAGUUAGAGAUGUUUACUUCUCUGCCUUUCCGGCCAAUUCAUGAUGACAAGUGUGACGUUGUGUUGGACAAGCCAACAUACCUUAUGAAGCUGGAUGCUGGUGUAAACAUGUACCAUCAUUUCUGUGACUUUAUCAACCUGUACGCCUCUCAGCACAUCAACGGCUCCUUCUCUCAGGAUGUGAACAUCAUCAUGUGGGACACGAGUGGGCUUGGAUACGGAGAUUUCUUCAGCGACACCUGGAGGGCUUUCUCAGACUACCCGAUCAUUCACCUGAAGGAGUAUGAUGGCAAGAAGGUGUGUAUCCGUGAUGCCGUCUUCCCUCUGCUGCCCCGCAUGCAGUAUGGCAUGUACUACAACAUGCCACUCGUCCCAGGUUGCAGUGGAACAGCCUUGUUCAAAGCGUUUUCUGAGCACGUGUUACAUCGACUCAACAUUACACAGGAUGGCCCAGUGAGAGAUAAGGUACGAGUGACUCUGCUGAGUAGGUCUACAAAAUGGAGAAGGAUCCUCAAUGAAGAAGAGCUGCUGAAUGCUAUGAAAUCUGAAACCAGACUGGAUGUGAGGAGAGUGGACUACAACUGGAAAAAGAUGUCCUUUACAGAACAGCUUAAGGUAACCCAGAACUCUGACCUGCUGAUCGGCAUGCACGGAGCUGGUCUCACACACUCACUCUUCCUGCCGGACUGGGGGGUGUUGUUCGAACUUUACAACUGUGAGGAUCCUCGCUGUUACAAAGACCUGGCUCGCCUGCGUGGGGUGCAAUACUACACAUGGGAGAAGGAGAAUAAAAUCACACAGAGGGAAAAGGGGUCCCAUCCAUCCGUUGGAGAACACUCCAAGUUUGUGAACUACGGUUUCGACGUUGCAGAGUUCAUGAGAAUUGUGCAGAAUGCUGCUGACUACAUCCAGGGUCAUCCCCAGUUUGUAGCAAAACAAAACAACAUGGAUGGAAGUGGGGAUCGCCACACUGAGUUGUAACAGUUGUGACUAUUCAUGAAGAUUUUGAUGAUUUUAUGCAAUUCUAUUACAUUGUGUGUUUUUCUCAGGUAUGCAUUCAAUUAAUACAUGUACAGGCAACAAAAUUUAUGUAACUAAAAUUCCAGUUGUCUAUACUACUGAAUUUUGGCCAGUAUCCUGUCAUCAAAUUACAGUCUAAACUCUCCAAGAAGAUCUGGUCUAUGUGCAUGGACAGGUGGUCAUUAAGACAGAAUUCUUAAUGCUUGUGUUAAUGGGAAAAUUUACCUGAGGGGCCAUCAAAAAGUCACAUUUCCAGGUUGUCUUUAUGUAGAGGUGGUCACAUGUACUUGUUUGACUGUAGUUCUGAAUUCUAAAUGAAUUCAGUAGCUCACAACAUUUCUCAAAUGAGAAUUUAGUAAUGAUAAAAGAGAAUCUAAUGUAUUAUGUUAUUACAUUGUUGAUGACAUAGUUUUUCAAACAGUGGAAUAUCAAACAGUUACAAACAUGUGUUUGUAAACUUCAGGGAACGAUUAUGUGCCAAAGAGCUAAAAAAUGAUGAAUAUUCUAACACAGCUGUACUAUAAUAAUGAAUACCUUAUCCUGUAUGGGUAAGAAUAUCUUUAUGUACAUUGUACUGAAGAGGAU
Branchiostoma belcheri (Belcher's lancelet) is the source of this 2540-nucleotide messenger RNA. RefSeq names its product EGF domain-specific O-linked N-acetylglucosamine transferase-like. The coding region runs from base 336 to 1916 and encodes 526 amino acids. Gene Ontology annotation, cellular component: endoplasmic reticulum lumen. The transcript has 18 exons. The record is from RefSeq and is a predicted model, not a curated record. Gene Ontology annotation, molecular function: protein N-acetylglucosaminyltransferase activity. Lineage: Eukaryota; Metazoa; Chordata; Leptocardii; Amphioxiformes; Branchiostomatidae.